Messenger RNA from Myotis davidii, 577 nucleotides. It is a transcript of the gene RIPPLY2, whose product is annotated as ripply transcriptional repressor 2. The record is from RefSeq and is a predicted model, not a curated record. The annotation marks the transcript as partial. Gene Ontology annotation, biological process: embryonic pattern specification; negative regulation of transcription by RNA polymerase II. Lineage: Eukaryota; Metazoa; Chordata; Mammalia; Chiroptera; Vespertilionidae. The transcript is spliced from 3 exons. Gene Ontology annotation, cellular component: nucleus.
UACCGCACCCUCCAGCGCCUGCCUCUCCAGCUCCUCCUCUCCGCUCCCGCCCUCCAUUCCUCCUCCCCUCCCCUCCACCCCAUUUCCCCCGGGUCCACGCUCGGCUGCGAUCGGUUCUGCCGAGUCUGGGCUCACGUCUCCUCUGCGCGCCUUUGCUCCCCACUCCGCAGAUCCGGAGGCUUCUGGAGACCGUGGAUUGACGCACGAGGAAAGCAGGAGGAGGAGGCCCCGCACGACGCCGAGGAGGUGAUGCCCGGGAUGACCGCAGCCUCUGGAAAGAUUUCGCGAUACAGGCACCCAGUCAGACUAUUUUGGCCAAAAUCAAAGUGUUAUGAUUACUUAUAUCAAGAAGCAGAAGCUCUUCUGAAAACUUUUCCAAUUCAAGCCACAAUUUCAUUUUAUGAAGAUUCUGAUAGUGAAGAUGAAAUUGAGGAACUGGUCUGUGAAAAUUAAUCUGAUUAGUUACUUUUGAUGAUAUUAAACAUUUGUAGGAUUUCAAUUUAGUGUGCAAAUAUAUCAUAAUUCUUUAAAUUUAUUUAUUUGUAUGUAAAUUAUUAAUAAAAUGAAUAUUUUGUAA